AUGACAUCUUCAGCCUCACCAGAUAGCUUCCAAUUGUCCCUAGACCAGGUGAUAUCCCACAUUCUGCACCGUCAACAAACACUAGACACGCUCCCCACUCUCCCAUCUCCAACUUCUAUCCAAUCGACUCUCUCUAGUUUGCCUACCUCACUACCGGAAAAAGGUCUCGGUACUUCAGAUACUACUUCAUAUUUGAUAGAAGAACUAUUGCCAGGUAUACUCCAAGCUCAGAACGGACCUCGUUACUAUGGAUUUGUAGUGGGAGGGACAACUCCCGCUGCUCAUCUAGCUGAUAUACUAUCUACAAGCUAUGAUGAGAAUGUCCAGGUGAAUCUGCAUCAGCAGACUGCUUCUACGGCCAUUGAGCAGAGAGCAUUGGAGCUGGUUUUGGAUCUACUGAAUGUUAAAAGAGAUACUUUUCAGGGUAGGACGAUUACGACGGGAGCUACGGCUAGUAACAUCUUGGGAUUGGCCUGUGCAAGGGAUCAUCUCCUGUCACGAUCCCCUCACCUACCCCCCGGAUAUUCAUGGGCGAGGGAUGGACCACCUUCCUCACCUACGCUCCCUUCACCGCCGAUUGUGAUCUUAUCGAUACAUCCUCAUUUCUCUAUAUCAAAAGCCGCGUCCCUAGUGGGGCUGGGAGGCGGACCCAGAGUCAUCCAGACUAUGCCUUCGGAUCCAGAGGACGAAUUGACUUUCGACCUGGAGGCUCUUGAAGGAAGGCUGAAAGCUGAGAAAGAGAUUGGUAGAGGAGUAAUCGUUUGUUAUGGCUUGGGCGAAGUGAAUACGGGUGGUUUCGGUAAAGGUUUGGAUAGAGUUGCGGAGCUUUCGAGGGAGAAUGGAGCUUGGCUCCAUGUCGAUGGGGCUUUUGGUGGAUUCGCAGGAUUGAUGCCUGAGUUAUCAGAGUACACUAAGCAUAUGGAUGAGGCGGAUAGUCUAACACUUGAUGGUCACAAAUGGCUAAACGUACCGUACGAUUGUGGCUUGUUCUAUACCCGCCACGUAUCCUCGCUUACCAACGUAUUCCAACCACCCUCGGCUUCCGCACCAGCCUACCUAGCUUCCAACCCUACUCUCGCCACUACUCCAGCUUCAAACGAUCAAGAUAUUCCUGAAGGUACAGUCUUACCCGCCGAUGUUCCCAGUCCAUUAUUUGUGAAUAUCGAAAACUCGAGGAGGUUUAGGGCCUUGCCAUUGCUGGCUAGUUUACUGAGUUUGGGUAAAGAAGGUUAUAAAGAUAUAAUUACAAGAAACAUCCGAUUCGCCCGCUCUAUUGCGCAAUAUAUCGAUCAAUCAACAUACUAUAACCUCCUCAACCCAUCUCCCUCUUACCUCUCUUCGAAGGAUGGUGAAACUCCCAUCAUACCAUCAAACAUCGUGUUAUUCUGCCCUACAGCAGAAUCACCUUUCUCACCAUCCGAUCCCUCGUCUUCAGUGAAGUUAACGAAGGCUAUAAAUGAUACCAGGAAAUUAUACGUCUCGUCUACCUCCUGGAGGGGUCAAGGUGCGGUCAGGAUGGCGAUUAGCAAUUACUUAACUGAGGAAGGGAGGGAUUUGAAGAUUGUCUUGGAUGUGUUAGAAAAGAUUGGAAAGGGGGAGAGUGUGGUUUUUACGGAAUGA
Kwoniella botswanensis is the source of this 1620-nucleotide messenger RNA. RefSeq lists its product as uncharacterized. Gene Ontology annotation, cellular component: cytoplasm. Gene Ontology annotation, biological process: carboxylic acid metabolic process. The record is from RefSeq and is a predicted model, not a curated record. The transcript is spliced from 6 exons. Gene Ontology annotation, molecular function: carboxy-lyase activity; pyridoxal phosphate binding. NCBI's taxonomy places the organism in Eukaryota, Fungi, Basidiomycota, Tremellomycetes, Tremellales, Cryptococcaceae. Bases 1 to 1620 code for a protein of 539 amino acids.